GCUAGGCAGUGCGGGUCGGAGAGGGCCGACUGCGAAGGAGAUGCGGCCCUGCAGGUGCCCCGCAGGAUGAAGGCCCUGGGCUCCUGGCAGCUGGUCCUCUUCCUCUGCGCCACGGUAGAAAAGAUGGCGGAGACAUGGGAGGCUCCGAGGUCCCCAGGUCUUCUGCUGGGACCGCAGGCCCUGUGGGCCGCCCGGGAGCGGAGCCUGCGCGGCGCCGAGCGGAAGCCGGGUCCGGCGCGCCGCCCGGGACCCUGGCAGUGCCCGCCGCUGGUCAGCGCUGCGGGGGCCCGGCCAGCCGGCCCGUGCGUGCCCCGCAGCCGGCUGAUCCCCGCCCCGCGCGGCGCGCCGCUCGUGCAGCGCGAGAAGGAGCUCGUGCCCUACAACUGGAACUCCUUCGGCCUGCGCUACGGCCGGCGCGCCGCGCGCUGAGCCCUCGG
Sorex araneus (European shrew) is the source of this 437-nucleotide messenger RNA. It is a transcript of the gene KISS1, whose product is annotated as KiSS-1 metastasis suppressor. Gene Ontology annotation, cellular component: neuron projection. Lineage: Eukaryota; Metazoa; Chordata; Mammalia; Eulipotyphla; Soricidae. Gene Ontology annotation, molecular function: kisspeptin receptor binding. The record is from RefSeq and is a predicted model, not a curated record. The coding region runs from base 67 to 429 and encodes 120 amino acids. Gene Ontology annotation, biological process: G protein-coupled receptor signaling pathway; positive regulation of cytosolic calcium ion concentration. The transcript has 3 exons.